CUUUAAUUUUUCCGUUCCAAUUAAAUCGAAUCUCCACCAUUCCUUACACAUUUACCCUCUGUCUGUCUAUCUAUCUAUCUGUUACUAUAACUGCAGUCAAACACAGUAGGGUUCCAGGCUUUAACAUUUUACGACUUUUUAUGGUGAUGAUGACGAUGAUGGUUAUCACUUUUAAGCCACAACUAACUUUGGCCUGAUAUACCUCACGAAACAAAGCUUCAAGUUUUGGACUUUUUAUGUUUUAUACUGUUGUUUUCAGAGACACAGAAAGAGAGAGGAGAUAAAGGAUUGAAGUGGGAUACUUUUUCCUUGUCAUAGAUUUUGAAUCUAUGGAACGUUAUGAGAUUGUGAAAGAUAUCGGGUCUGGGAAUUUUGGAGUGGCCAAGCUGGUCAGAGAUAAAUGGACAAAAGAGCUCUUUGCUGUUAAGUUCAUUGAGAGAGGGCAGAAGAUUGAUGAACAUGUGCAAAGGGAAAUCACGAAUCAUAGAUCAUUGAAGCAUCCCAAUAUUGUUAGAUUCAAAGAGGUUCUUCUUACACCUACUCAUCUAGCCAUAGUCAUGGAGUAUGCUGCAGGCGGAGAACUCUUUGAGCGCAUAUGCAAUGCUGGUAGAUUUAGUGAGGAUGAGGCUAGGUUUUUCUUUCAGCAAUUGAUAGCAGGAGUCAGUUACUGUCACUCCAUGCAAAUAUGUCACAGAGAUCUUAAGCUUGAAAAUACUCUCCUGGAUGGCAGCACAGCACCGCGCGUUAAAAUAUGCGAUUUUGGAUACUCAAAGUCAUCUGUGUUUCAUUCUCAACCAAAAUCUACUGUAGGAACACCAGCUUACAUUGCCCCUGAGGUUCUAUCCAAGAAAGAAUAUGAUGGAAAGAUUGCAGAUGUUUGGUCAUGUGGGGUAACCUUAUAUGUCAUGCUAGUUGGGGCAUAUCCCUUUGAAGAUCCUGAUGAUCCGAAAAACUUUAGAAAGACAAUUGGGAGAAUACUCAGCGUCCACUACUCAAUUCCUGAUUAUGUUCGAGUUUCCAUGGAGUGCAAACAUCUUUUAUCUCGGAUAUUUGUGGCAAAUCCUGAAAAGAGAAUAACUAUACCAGAAAUUAAAAGUGACCCUUGGUUCUUAAACAACUUGCCUAUAGAACUGAUGGAAGGAGGAAGCUGGCAGAGCCAUGAUGUAAACAACCCUUCCCAAACCUUGGAAGAAGUACAGUUUAUAAUACAAGAGGCCAUGAAAACUCCUGAGGUCCCCAAGGUUGGGGGACUUUUCAUGGGAGGAAGCAUGGAUCUUGAUGAUUUAGAUUCAGAUGCAGAUCCUGAAAAUGUAGAGACAAGUGGUGAUUUCGUGUGCCCAGUGUGAACAAAAGUAUAGAAAUACACCUCACUGUCGUGAACUAUUGUUUAUACAAUCAUCAACCUCAGAUUUUUAUUAAUGAUUGAAGAAUUUUCUGUUCAAUCCUUGUCAUGCCACUUGGCUCAUGGAAAACCCAUUUCGAUUUCUUUAUUUGUCAACUUAUUACAAUUAUUUUCUGUAGUUGUGGAGGUUGAAAUCAGCACAAUAAUAAUUGCGUAAACCUUCUCAUAAUUGUUGACACGUAUAGCAUGAUUUAGUCAGCCUAUAUACUUCUAGAAACAGAUAUGGUUUUUUCUGUUAAUAAGGUGUCUUCUUUAAGUGCCCCACCAUGAUUGAUCUUUCUCUUUCGUU
Messenger RNA from Durio zibethinus, 1691 nucleotides. Lineage: Eukaryota; Viridiplantae; Streptophyta; Magnoliopsida; Malvales; Malvaceae. The record is from RefSeq and is a predicted model, not a curated record.